Leguminivora glycinivorella is the source of this 1452-nucleotide messenger RNA. Its product is annotated as laccase-22-like. The record is from RefSeq and is a predicted model, not a curated record. Gene Ontology annotation, cellular component: plasma membrane. Gene Ontology annotation, biological process: iron ion transport. Lineage: Eukaryota; Metazoa; Arthropoda; Insecta; Lepidoptera; Tortricidae. The transcript is spliced from 4 exons. The coding region runs from base 269 to 1111 and encodes 280 amino acids. Gene Ontology annotation, molecular function: oxidoreductase activity; copper ion binding.
CGUCUUUUCAUAAUGGCUUAUAAAGAUGUUUUUGAACUCGACUGUACUAGACGUCCCAGCUACUUAAGUGAUCUUCAGUGCACAACGAGCCUCACUCGGCAAAGUGUGUAAGGUGUUUGUUGCAUGGUGUGAAAUCGACUACGACACCACGGGACAGGUAGAAUUAUAUAUUUUCAUUUGUUUUUGCUUCAAUUGACGAUACAAUUUAGUAUUUUUUUGACAAACUUGUAUUUGCUUAUGUCAUUUGUUGUUUUUUUUACUUUUGUGUAUGUAUAACGAAAUACCUUAUUUUAUUUUUAAUCUUAAGGUAAUAAACCCUCUGGAUGCCAUCUGCAACGUGCCGCGUAACGAUGCAGUGUGUGUGAGCAACCUCAAAUCCGCCUCGCCUAUGGAAAAGAACAUUUUGCAAGAGCGGCCCGAUGUAAAGAUCUUCUUGCCCUUCCGAUUUUUCACCUACAAACCAGACCAAUUAUUUGUGGAGAACACUUACAAGAAUUAUUUAGUGGCAAUCGAUGGGGAUCACGUGCUAAGCUUAGUCGAUGAGAUAUCAUACCGCACGGCACCUUCGCCACCCAUCUCACAGCUCCACGAAAUACCACCAGAGGUGUUCUGCAAUGGUGACAACCGCCCUCCCAACUGUGGGGAAGACUGCCGCUGUACCCAUAUGAUCGACAUACCCUUGAACGCUAUAGUUGAAAUAGUACUGAUUGACGAAGUCCAAAGUCAAAACCUCUCCCAUCCGUUCCACAUUCACGGCAACAGUUUCCGCGUCAUCGGCAUGGGUCGGUCCCCAGACAAGAGCAUUUCGAAAAUAAACCUGAAACAUGCCCUAGACCUGGAUCGAGAAGGUUUACUCAACCGGCAAUUUGAUGACCCGCCGUCGAAAGACACUAUAGCCGUGCCUAACAAUGGAUAUGUUGUGCUGCGGCUGAAAGCUGAUAACCCAGGAUAUUGGUUGUUCCACUGCCACUUCGUGUACCAUAUAGUAAUCGGCAUGGCUACAAUAAUCCACGUAGGCACGCAAGAGGACCUACCUCCCCUGCCUCCCCACUUUCCAAGAUGUGGAGACCACGUCAUCGAUAUCGCUCCUCCGAUCUUCAACUUAUACUGAGAGUGAUCGGUUCAUCAUAGCAUUCGAUCUCACUAAAUGUGAAGAGAUUCUUCCGGAAUCUUUAUCAACAAUAUGCAAUCGGAUGACUGCCAUAACUAAUUCGUGUACUUAGAUAAAUAUGAAAGACAUGCUGCAUAUUUUUGUUUAGUUCAUGAAAGCAUGGCUGACAUUUGGUAUGGUCUAUGGUGCGAUGGAAACUAUUGUGUAUUUUUUUAUAUUUAUAGCUUACGGCAUAGUAUGAAGUGCCAGGUAGACAUGAUCAUGAACUAGUAGAGUUUGUGUAGAAAGAGAGGAGUCGUAAAAUAUUGGGAUCCUUUCCAUUCCUCGACUUUUCUUUUUCC